This is a messenger RNA of Oncorhynchus tshawytscha (Chinook salmon), 3216 nucleotides long. Its product is annotated as extensin-like. The record is from RefSeq and is a predicted model, not a curated record. Bases 1 to 3216 code for a protein of 1071 amino acids. NCBI's taxonomy places the organism in Eukaryota, Metazoa, Chordata, Actinopteri, Salmoniformes, Salmonidae. The transcript has a single exon.
AUGUGCAGACUGGGUCUCAGUUCCAACAGCCCCAACAGCCCCGGGCCUCACCCCAACAGAUCCAACCCUGGGUCUCAGUUCCAACAGCCCCAACAGUCCUGGGCCUCUCCCCAACAGAUCAAACCCUGGGCCUCAGUUCUAAUAGCCCCAACAGCCCCAACAGCCCCAACAGUCCUGGGCCUCUCCCCAACAGAUCAAACCCUGGGCCUCAGUUCUAAUAGCCCCAACAGUCCCAACAGUCCUCACCCCAACAGAUCAAACCCUGGGCCUCAGUUCCAACAGCCCCAACAGUCCUGGGCCUCACCCCAACAGAUCCAACCCUGGGCCUCAGUUCCAACAGCCCUGGGCCUAACCCCAACAAUUCAAACCCUGGGCCUCAGUUCUAACUGCCCCAAUGGUCCUGGGCCUCACCCCAACAGAUCCAACCCUGGGCCUCAGUUCCAACAGCCCCAACAGUCCUGGGCCUCUCCCCAACAGAUCAAACCCUGGGCCUCAGUUCUAAUAGCCCCAACAGCCCCAACAGCCCCAACAGUCCUGGGCCUCUCCCCAACAGAUCAAACCCUGGGCCUCAGUUCUAAUAGCCCCAACAGCCCCAACAGCCCCAACAGUCCCAACAGUCCUGGGCCUCUCCCCAACAGAUCAAACCCUGGGCCUCAGUUCCCCCAACAGUCCCAACAGUCCUCGGCCUCACCCCAACAGAUCAAACCCUGGGCCUCAGUUCUAACUGCCCCAAUGGUCCUGGGCCUCACCCCAACAGAUCCAACCCUGGGCCUCAGUUCCAACAGCCCUGGGCAACAGUCCUGGGCCUCACCUGCCCCAACAGUUCAAACCAACCCUGGGCCUCAGUUCCAACAGCCCCAACAGUCCUGGGCCUCACCCCAACAGUUCAAACCCUGGGCCUCAGUUCCAACAGCCCCAACAGUCCUGGGCCUCACCCCAACAGUUCCAACGCUGGGCCUCAGUUCCCACAGUUCCUACCCUGGCUCUCAUCUCCAGCCCAACGCUGGGCCUCUCCCAGCUCCAGCCCUGGGGACUCAGCUCCAGCCCAGGGACUCAGCUCCAGCCCCGGGACUCAGCUCCAGCCCCAGGACUCAGCUCCAGCCCAGGGACUCAGCUCCAGCCCAGGACUCAGCUCCAGCCCAGGGACUCAGCUCCAGCCCCGGGACUCAGCUCCAGCCCAGGGACUCAGCUCCAGCCCAGGGACUCAGCUCCAGCCCCGGGACUCAGCUCCAGCCCCGGGACUCAGCUCCAGCCCAGGGACUCAGCUCCAGCCCCGGGACUCAGCUCCAGCCCCGGGACUCAGCUCCAGCCCAGGGACUCAGCUCCAGCCCAGGGACUCAGCUCCAGCCCAGGGACUCAGCUCCAGCCCAGGGACUCAGCUCCAGCCCAGGGACUCAGCUCCAGCCCAGGGACUCAGCUCCAGCCCCAAGACUCAGCUCCAGCCCCAAGACUCAGCUCCAGCCCCGGGACUCAGCUCCAGCCCAGGGACUCAGCUCCAGCCCAGGGACUCAGCUCCAGCCCAGGGACUCAGCUCCAGCCCAGGGACUCAGCUCCAGCCCAGGGACUCAGCUCCACCCCAAGACUCAGCUCCAGCCCCAGGACUCAGCUCCAGCCCCAGGACUCAGCUCCAAGCCCGGGACUCAGCUACAACCCCGGGCCUCAGUUCCCACAGUUCCAACCCUGGGCCUAAGCUCCAACCCUGGUUCUCAGCUCCAACUCUGGGCCUCAGCUCCAACCCUGGGCCUCAGUUCCAACCCUGGGCCUCAGUUCCAACCCUGGGCCUCAGCUCAAACCCGGGCCUCAGUCCCAACCCCAGUUCUCAGUCCCAACAGUCCCAACCCCAGUUCUCAGUUCCAACAGUCCCAACCCCAGUUCUCAGUUCCAAAAGUCCCAAACCCGGGCCUCAGUUCCAAACCUGGGCCUCAUAUUCAACCCCGGGACUCAGUUCCAAACCCGAGCCUCAAUUCUAACCUUGGGCCUCAGUUCCCACAGUUCCAACCCUGGGCCUCAGUUCCAAUCCCGGUCCCAGUUUCAACUCUGGGCCUCAGUCCCAACCCCGGGCCUCAGUUCCAACUCUGGGCCUCAGCUCCAACCCCGGGCCUCAGUUCCAACUCUGGGCCUCAGCUCCAACCCUGGGCCUCAGUUCCCACAGUUCCAACCGUGUGCUUCAGUUUCAACCCUGUGCUUCAGUUCCAACCCUGUGCCUCAGUUCCAACCCUGAGCCUCAGUUCCAACCCUGGACCUCAGUUCCAAUCCCGGUCCCAGUUUCAACCCUGGGCCUCAGUUCCAACUCUGGGCCUCAGCUCCAACCCUGGGCCUCAGUUCCAAUUCUGGGCCUCAGCUCCAUCCCUGGGCCUCAGUUCCCAGAGUUCCAACCCUGUGCUUCAGUUCCAACCCUGUGCCUCAGUUUCAACCCUGUGCCUCAGUUCCAACACUGUGCCUCAGUUCCAAACCUGGGCCUCAGUUCCAACCCUGGGCCUCAGUUCCAACCCUGGGCCUCAGUUCCAACCCUGGGCCUCAGUUCCAACCCUGUGCCUCAGUUCCAACCCUGUGCCUCAGUUCCAACCCUGUGCCUCAGUUCCAACCCUGUGCUUCAGUUUCAACCCUGUGCCUCAGUUCCAACCCUGUGCCUCAGUUCCAACCCUGUGCCUCAGUUCCAAACCCGGGACUCAGCUCCAAACCCGGGACUCAGCUACAACCCCGGGCCUCAGUUCCCACAGUUCCAACCCCGGGCCUCAGUUCCCACAGUUCCAACCCUGGGCCUCAGUUCCCACAGUUCCAAACCUGGGCCUCAGCUCCAACCCUGGGCCUCAGCUCCAACCCUUGUCCUCAGUUACAGCCCCAGUUCUCAGUUCCAACAGUCCCAACCCCAGUUCUCAGUUCCAAAAGUCCCAAACCCAGGCCUCAGUUCCAACCCUGGUUCUCAUUUCUAACCCCGGGACUCAGCUCCAAACCCGAGCCUCAAUUCCAACCCUGGGCCUCAGUUCCAACCCUGGGCCUCAGUUCCAACAGUCCCACCUCCGGGCCUCAUUCCCAACAGUCCCAACCCCGGGUCUCAGUUCUAGACACUCUCCCUCAGGGCUCUGUUACUCCUCCCCAAAGUGUUACCUCACACUCAGAGGUGAAAGGGUCACACUCCACAGAAUGACUGCCCAACAUUCCUGCAGUUUAAAGUGUUUAAACUGUUUACGGACUGCUCAGACAUGGCAGGAGUAG